AUGAGUAUGCAUAAGAAUAGAAUGGCUACUCUGCAAGAGCUUAUGAAUUUCGAAAAUGUUGAUGUGGAGUCGUCUCGAAAAGAAAUGGAACGACAUUCAAGUGGGCCGUCAAAAAUCUUAUUCAGUCGAACGACUCGAGAGCUUCAAUGCGUACCGCGAAGCCACUUCUCCGAUCUUGCUGGAUUGUCCGCCGCUCCGCACUUUCAGCUUCACGACCUUUAUACCGGUCUUGGAGUUUCUAGCAACGCUGGAUUCCCUCUCCCAUUUGCUGAACAAGUAGGGAGCAUGUUGCUUGCUAUCUGUUUUCCAAUCGUUCUUGUGCUUGUGUUGGGCAAGUCACCAUUCACAAAGGAAUCAAAUUGUCGGCCAUACUUUCUACGAUUUCAACGAUUCCAGUACGCAUACUUUGCUCUCGCUGUUAUAUAUCCUUUCUACAAAGCACUUUAUGAUGUUAUUCCUCUAACGUAUCGUAAUUUUACUGUAAUCAUGCUGCCGAUAUGGAAAUUCGGGGCUAAAUAUCUUGUGAUUAGUGCCACACGUGAAUUGGAGGACAUCAUGCCGCAAACUCUAAGUUUUACUGUGGAUCUGUACAGCUCGCUUUUCAUGUCUGUUUGCAUGUCAAGUGCUGGAUCAUUGCUUUUAUCUACAUCCUUCAUCGCUGCCGACUUGGGACUUACAUUACUGGAAUUUCGCGAACUACGAUACAAUGCAUUUAUCGUAGUGCAAUUACUUAAUCAACAGAGUACGUCUCAAGACUCUACGCAAACUGCCUUACCGACUGAAUCGCCAGAUUUACUCGCAAUGAUUCUUUCGGUGACGCGAGAUCCCUACGCUUACAAUAUACGUUCAAUGCGAGGUGUGCGAUUAAAUGCAUGUCUUCCACAUCCACUUCCAGAAGACUGUUUCAAGCAACUUCAAAUUCUUGCAGCAUCAGGAUUAUACUGUCAAAACAUUACAACCAAAUCACAAUUAUCUCGCCAACGUAAUCUCAUGUCUCGCUUUUUUCAUGCAACUUCGGUUCAACCGAUUGCAUCUGAUCUCGUAAAUGUUUCAGCAAGACAACGAUCACAAAAAGUCGCUCAUUAUCCCGAGAUCCCUGAUUUGAAUUCAAGGAAUGGUAAACAAUCGGAACAACUUGUUUCCCAAGGACUUCAAUUAUUAUUUUAUUCUGAAUAUUUGGCUCUAGUGGAAUACAUUGAAUGUGUUGUUCCCAUCGUUUAUGUCCUUUACAAGUCAGUACUUGAAAUGCUUCCAAAUGUCGUUUACUAUCCUGGUGGUGCUGGCAAGUGGGGUACCUUUGCAAUCUUAAACAUUUUAAUCUUUGCUUCACUGGAAAUUGGAUCAUUUCUUUUUUUGAAUCAUUUUAUACAGCGCGAGUUUAAAGUUUCUCCUAUGUACCAAGUCGCUUUCGUAUUUGAAACGCAUAAAACCCAAGUCCAGUCAAUGAUGUUUCUGUCAUUGGUUGUUGUUUUAUCGUACGAGCUCUCUCAUAAUGGUGUCGACUUCACGUUUCAAUUCGAUUGGAUCCGAAAUAGUUUAAGCUUUGAUAUUUCGGAUCCAAUCUAG
This is a messenger RNA of Plasmopara halstedii, 1566 nucleotides long. RefSeq lists its product as uncharacterized. Bases 1 to 1566 code for a protein of 521 amino acids. The transcript is spliced from 5 exons. The record is from RefSeq and is a predicted model, not a curated record. Lineage: Eukaryota; Oomycota; Peronosporomycetes; Peronosporales; Peronosporaceae.